GGGGGAACGGGGCGGGCGCUUCCUGGCGGCGGAAGCGGCGGCGGAGGCCGGGGGGUGGGCGCUGGGCGCUGGGUGCUGGGCGCUGAGCCGAACGGGUCCCGCCGCCCAGCUCCGGUGUCCCGUAGGCGGCCGGUGGAGGCGGCAGCAUGUCGGUGGCGGGGCUCAAGAAGCAGUUCUACAAGGCCAGCCAGCUGGUCAGCGAGAAAGUUGGAGGGGCUGAAGGGACCAAACUUGACGAUGACUUCAAGGAAAUGGAAAAGAAAGUGGACCUGACCAGCAAGGCCGUUACAGAAGUACUGACCAGAACAAUAGAGUACCUCCAGCCAAACCCAGCUUCCAGAGCCAAGCUAACCAUGCUGAACACGAUGUCGAAGAUCCGCGGGCAGGUGAAGAACCCUGGCUACCCGCAGUCGGAAGGGCUGCUGGGGGAGAGCAUGAUCCGAUACGGCAAGGAGCUGGGCGAGGACUCCAACUUCGGCGAUGCACUUCUCGAUGCCGGUGAAUCUAUGAAGCGACUGGCUGAAGUGAAGGACUCGCUGGACAUUGAAGUCAAACAAAAUUUUAUUGAUCCCCUCCAGAACCUGUGUGACAAAGACCUGAAAGAGAUCCAGCACCAUCUUAAGAAGCUGGAAGGCAGACGCUUGGACUUUGACUACAAGAAGAAACGACAGGGAAAAAUCCCUGAUGAGGAACUCCGACAGGCCAUGGAGAAAUUUGAAGAGUCCAAGGAAGUGGCAGAGACCAGUAUGCACAACCUCCUAGAAACCGAUAUCGAGCAGGUGAGCCAGCUCUCAGCCCUGGUGGAUGCCCAGCUGGACUACCACAGGCAGGCAGUGCAGAUCCUGGACGAGCUUGCAGAAAAACUCAAACGCAGAAUGAGGGAGGCCUCCUCGCGUCCCCGGCGGGAAUACAAGCCCAAGCCCAGGGAGACGUAUGACUUUGGAGAGACUGACCAGUCCAACGGGGGCUUCUCUUGCAAUCCUACCCCUAAAGUCUCAGCUUCCUCCUCUUUCCGAUCCGACAAGCCGUCCCGGGCCUCCGUCAGGAGUAUCCCUCACCUGGACCAGCCGUGCUGCAAGGCGCUCUACGACUUCGAACCCGAGAACGACGGCGAGCUGGGCUUCAAGGAGGGCGACAUCAUCACCCUCACCAACCAGAUCGACGAGAACUGGUACGAGGGCAUGAUCAACGGCCAGUCGGGCUUCUUCCCGCUCAACUACGUGGAAGUGCUGGUUCCGCUACCUCAGUGAGACGGCAUCUCUCCCCCACCCCGGCCCCGCUCCGCUCGCGCCCUCUCCAUGGCGCGGGGCCGAGCCUGCAUUCCACGUCUGUCCCGACACCAGCCCCUCUCCGGCGGGGCGGGGGAGAAGACGCGGCCGUUAGCUCUUCGUCGUUAGCUCUUCCUCGUCUCACGGCGAGUUUGCCACCAGGGAACAAGCCAGAAGGGUCGGAUGGCCCCCACCCCGGAGAAUUUGGUUGGUGUUUUUGUUUUUUUUUUUUUGUUUUUUUUUGUUUUGUUUUGUUUUUUGGUCCUUCUGGUGCUUGAACUUAGGUACUUUAUGAGCCCCGCCAGGUUCCUCGCGGUCUGUACAUUUAAGCUGGGUCGCAGGCCUCUCCUUGUCCAGUUUUUGUCUUUGCUUUGGUCAAGUGUCCGUACAAACCAGGGCAGCCGUGCCGGAGAGCUGGGGCGCGCGUCCUUCACGCUGAGCACCAGCGCAGGGAGACACGGCCCGGGGCCGGGCAGGCGGUGUUGGGGACAAAGCAGGCCUGAGCCUCGUGGAGGGGCAAGAGCUUUGCCCCCCUCCUGCCCCGGCGCAGGCAGCUGCUGCCGAACACUACCCCUCUCCCCGCGGACACGCGGCCGCCCUCGCAGCCCUGACACCGCUGCAGCCCCGCGCCCUCUGCACCGCUGCAGGAGCGGAUCCGCGGCUCAGCGGAGGCAGCGCAGGGCAGAGCAACACUACAACGCAGGUCCAACACUAAACCGGCCAGGGGUGGUGCUGAGCCCUGCCCGGUGCUGAGCCCUGCCCGGGCGUUAGCCCUCUGCCCUCUCCCCAGCAGAGCUCGAUCCCGAAGGUGGUGGCUGCCCCCUUCUGCCCCAGAAGGGUUUGAGGCUGGGUUGCUUCCGAGCUUUGGGCCUUUCCUACCGCAGGCUCCGCUCGCAGAGCUGGGGGUUAAAUCAGGGGGCAGGGGGCUGCCCGUGGCAGGGCAGAGCAGCUCCCGGCCUGGUCCCGUGCGAGAUCCUCUUGCCCCGUGGCUCUGUUUGUUCUCCCCACGCCCCAAGCAGCCGUCAGCACCCCAAGAGGCUGAGCUGCAGGCUCCUCGCUUGCUGCUCGGGGCUGCUCGGCUCGAGUAAAGCUGAUCCCCACGUGCCUUCCUGCUGCCCCCUGCCCCUCACCAGCUGUGGUCCGGGCUCUGUCACCUCUGGCUUUUGCUGCCUGCCGACAGGUUCAGAGAACAGCCCCCUGGGGUCUCUGCGCCCCUUGGGCCCGAGCCUCCAUCCCCUGUUCCUGUCCUGGUGUCAGGAUGGGGCCCCUGGCCACCCUCAGCACCCCAGGCGAGAGGGGGGCAGCGCCGCCUCCUGCACCUGCAGCCCUCCCCCCCCCCACCCCGCUUCCUUGCCUUUCCAGCAUUGAUAGAAAAAUGGUUUCCUCCCCUUCGUGGGGACCUGGCACCUCUGCUGCAGGGCUUGGCAGGGCUUGGGCACCUCUCUCCUCGACCAGCAUCCCCUCCCUUCCCGGCUGGCAGCCGAGCCGUCGCUCCCUGCCAGCGCCGUGCCGCAGCGCGCCCCUGUCCCCGCUGCUCCCGUCUCCUGUUACAUUUACACGGAACCUUUUUAAAUGUUUUUAACCACGCAUGUCGAUGUACGUCUGGUCCCCCGCCGCGCCGUGCUCCGAGCAGGCCGAACCCCGGGCAGGAGCUGCCCCUUGUCUGGCACCAGCGCCUGGUGCAGGACGCGGGGGCACGCGGGGCUCCCCACCCCGGGUCCCAGCAGGGCAGGGAGCCCACGGGACUGGUGUCCCCAGGGCCCUCGUGUCCCCAGGGCCCUCGUGUCCUCAGGACCCUCACGUCCUCAGGACCCUCGCAUCCCCAGGGCCCUCAAAUCCCCAGGGCCCUCACCUCUGUCCCCACACUGCUGGGGGGCCAGGGUCGCAGCCCGGGAGCACUGGCUCCUGCUCAGGUGGAUUGAGAUGAGUCUGUCAGCUGGGAAAACUCGCUAAGACCUUUUUUUUUUUUUUGUAAUGGUUUCUCCUGGUUUUUAGGGGAGAAAAAAAAAAAAAAAGACCCACAAAUCUCAACUUGUAUCUCUGAAUAAAAGUAUUAAAUGUUUUCUUCUUUCUAA
Molecule: messenger RNA, 3343 nt
Organism: Cygnus atratus (black swan)
Lineage: Eukaryota; Metazoa; Chordata; Aves; Anseriformes; Anatidae
Gene: SH3GL1
Product: SH3 domain containing GRB2 like 1, endophilin A2
Exons: 10
Coding region: 147-1250 (367 amino acids)
Biological process (GO): synaptic vesicle uncoating
Cellular component (GO): glutamatergic synapse; presynapse; cytoplasm
Molecular function (GO): protein binding
Source: RefSeq, a predicted model, not a curated record